AAACAAACAAGUCUUUACCACAAACAACGAAUUCAAUGUUAUAUUUUAAUCGAAUUAGUGCAUUUAGAUAUACAUAAUCAAAUAGUAUUUCGCAUCUCUAGUUCUUGUUAUUGUUUUAAAUGUAUAAUUUAAUAGUCACAUGUAUGUAACCAUUGCGAAUAGUCCAUCCUCACUCUAUACAAGAUAUACCUUAUGACAGGUAGAUUUUAUUUUAUUGGCAACAGAACACAAAUAAGUAAAAGCAACUCUAUAAAAUGGUGAAGUCUAGCCUAGCAUGUGGACUCCUGUCAUGCUUGGGCCAAAGCUGGAAGGAGGAUCCUUUUAAAGAUUUUGUUGUGAUAGUUGAAGACACAGACUUUCACUGUCACAGGUUUAUAUUAAGUGCCUGCUCCAGUUUUUUUAAAUGUAUGUUCCAAAGUGAUCUGAGAGAGAAACAAGAUGGCUGUACGACCCUACAGGACAUGAGCAGUGAAACUUUUGAUGUUAUAAUCAACGCGAUUUACAGUGGAGUUGAUGGCUUGACUGAAGAUAAUGUGAUUGAUGUCUGGCAUGCUACUCACAUGUUGGAUAUACCUUUCCUUGUGCAGGAGUGUGAAGAAUUUGCAUGCCAGAUCAUGUCACUUAAUAACUAUAUUGCUUUGUUCGAAACGGCAAAACUUUUAGAUUCAAAAUCUGUUACAAAUUUUGCAAUUAAUUUCAUUAAAGCCAAUUAUGAGCAUUUUGUAGAAACUGAAACGUUUCUAAAUGUUUCUUUUAACCUAAUCCUCUCUUUGAUUAAAAAUGAUAACCUAAAAGUAACAUCCGAAAACUGUGUGUUGGAAUCGAUUCUAACGUGGAUUAAUUUUGACAAAAAAAACAUUCAAAAACUGAAUCAAAUAAAGAAUGAGCUCAAAGAUGAUCACAGUGAGGAAAGUUCGAGAGGGGGAAUAACUUCGGAUGACUUUUCUACUCUAGAGCAGCAAAUUAGAUAUGUGGAUGCGAAAUGUGCAACUCCAAAUGUAAAUAUCAAUAGUGGGUGUUUAAAACAUGUUAAAGAAUCAAAACUACCUUUGGGAAAUAGGAAAAGAGAUCGAUUUCUAAGAAAAGAAACAAAAGAGGAAGAAAAGAAACACCAGCUUGUGAAGCUUUUGUCAGCUGCUAGGACUACAUUGGCGACACGAGAUUACUUAGACAAAUUGAUGGAACAUCCGUUGAUUCUAUCAUGUCCUGAAGCAUUCAAGAUUAUUCAUGACUCGCUGAUGUGCAUUUGGAACUCUUCAGCUACUAACACACUCAGUGACUACAGACUCAGUAGUUCUUUUAGAAGUGUCAUGGCAUUUGUAUCUAACAACCAAGUGAAACUGUUUUCAUUUAAUGAUGAAAAUAUAUACUCUCUUGAUAAUAUUAAUAACCAUCCAAUAGAUACUUCGUGUGAAAUUUCAAGUAUAAAUUCAGCUAUUUUCUACUUUUACUUAGAGAAAAAAGAAUGUUCAGGUUUUGGUCAUUCCUGGUCUUUACAACCCCAGGGGCACAUAUUAGCAAAACUGGAAGACCAUCUACAUUCACCAAAAAUAAUUUUUAAGAAAGACAAAGAUCUAUAUAAUAAUUUGUUGGUACCUUUUCAUAACUCCGUCUUUUUGUUGGUAUAUUCAGAAUAUAAUAUUCCAAAUAUAGACCCAUCAUGUCAACUAGUUACUCUAAAACUAUCUAAAGAACCGAAACGAACCGUUGUCUAUGAAGACAAUAUUAUAAUUGUUUACCGUUCUUUAGAAGUUGAUUGUUACAAUAUCACUACUAAACGCUUUGAGCCAUACUCGUUUGAAGGCUUAAGUGACAAUUUUAUUUCGUUCUUCAAAGGAAAAGAUCUUUUUAUCCUCCAGGCAAACGGUGUCUUAAGAAAAGUUGGGAAAGACAUUAGGUCAAAAAUUGAGCUUAAAGUCAUCACAAAACUUUGGGAUGGAAAUAUUUCACUUACUGGCGCUGCUUACUUUAGAAAAAAUCUAGUUCUUUUUUCUAAACAAGAAACUAAAAUUUGUAUCUCACAGUUGACUGGGUUGUUUGAAAAUAUCCGGGUGAUAACAUUAGCAAGUGACACAAACUUGACCCCAACGAUCGUACCAGUGUCUUGGCUUAAAACCGCAUAG
Physella acuta is the source of this 2123-nucleotide messenger RNA. RefSeq lists its product as uncharacterized. The record is from RefSeq and is a predicted model, not a curated record. NCBI's taxonomy places the organism in Eukaryota, Metazoa, Mollusca, Gastropoda, Physidae. Gene Ontology annotation, molecular function: protein binding.